Molecule: messenger RNA, 2259 nt
Organism: Lycium barbarum (goji berry)
Lineage: Eukaryota; Viridiplantae; Streptophyta; Magnoliopsida; Solanales; Solanaceae
Product: LRR receptor-like serine/threonine-protein kinase GSO2
Exons: 4
Coding region: 1-2259 (752 amino acids)
Molecular function (GO): protein binding
Source: RefSeq, a predicted model, not a curated record
AUGGCACUCAUAGAGAAGUCCUUGUUCUAUUCUCAACUAACAUUCUUUUUGCUUCAAUAUGUUGUGACUAGUUCAGCCAUCAAGAUUGAAACCAACAUUACAACUGAUCAGUUAUCUCUUCUUUCCCUGAAAUCUCAGAUCAUUUCUGACCCUUUUUUGCUCUUGACCAAAAGCUGGUCUCAGGACACUUCUGUUUGCAAUUGGAUUGGAGUCACUUGUGGCUCUAGGCACCAUAGAGUGACUUCCUUGAACAUCUCCAGCAUGGGUCUAACAGGAACCAUUCCGCGAUAUUUUGGGAACCUCACAUUUCUUGUUUCUGUUGACUUGACAAGCAACAAUUUCUAUGGGAAUCUGCCUCAAGAAAUCGCUCAUUUGCAUCGACUAAAGUUUGUGAGAUUGAGUUAUAACAACUUUAGUGGUGAAGUUCCUUCUUGGUUUGGUUUCUUAGCUCAACUUCAAGUUCUUAGUCUUAGGAAUAAUAGUUUUACCGGUUUAGUCCCUUCUUCACUUUCUAACAUUUCCAAUCUUGCAACUUUGGAUUUGGCCUUCAAUGCUUUAGAGGGACAGAUCCCAAAAGACAUUGGAAAUCUUAAAAAUUUGAGGGGUUUAAACCUGGGAAGAAACAACCUUACAGGUUCUGUUCCUCCAUCCUUCUCAAAUGCCACAAAGCUGGAAACUUUGUUUCUUUCUAACAAUUUCCUUCAUGGAAACAUCCCAAAUGGGAUCGGUGAUCUUCACAGCCUGAACUGGUUGACUGUAGAAACUAAUCAGCUUACAGGUUCUAUACCGUUCUCAAUUUUCAAUAUUUCCACCCUUGAGACUAUUGGAUUUUCCAAAAAUGGUUUAUCUGGUAAUCUCCCUACUGAUUUAUGUGAUCAUCUUCCUAUUCUCAAAGGGUUUUAUCUUUCUUUUAAUAAGUUGCAAGGUCAUAUGCCACAAAGCUUGUCAAGAUGUUACGAACUUCAGCUGUUGUCUCUGUCGAAUAAUGAAUUUGAUGGACCGAUACAUAGUGAACUUGGGAUGUUAAGUAACUUGCAGGCCUUAUAUCUUGGAUUUAACCAUUUCAAAGGGGAAAAACCACAGGAAAUUGGGAAUCUUGUUAAUCUGCUGAUGAUAGGCAUGGAGAAUAACCAGCUUACAGGGUCCCAAGUCGAUAUUCAAUAUUUCCUCACUACACUUCUGUCGCUGCAGAAAAACAGUCUAAUUGGAUCAUUACCAAGGGAGAUUGGAAAUCUUACUAUGCUUCAUGGUCUAUAUCUUGGUGAAAACAUGCUUACAGGUGGACUAACAAACCUUGCUGGGACUAUGCCUUACUCCCUCUCAAAUUGUUCAAAACUAACUGUUCUAGACCUUUCUCUGAACAAACUCUCUGGCUCGAUUCCCAACUCUCUUGGACAUUUGACACUCCUAGAGACCCUAAACCUGAUGGAAAACAAUUUAAGCAGUGACCAAAAUCUAAAAGAUCUGAGUCUUUCCAUUAACCCUCGAAAUGGUAUGCUUCCAGCCUCAGUUGGGAACCUUUCAACUUCUCUUGAAAAGCUUUUAGCUUCUGAUUGCCAAAUUAAAGGUGGAAUUCAAAAUGAAAUUGGGAAUUUAAGCAACUUAAUCUUCUUGCAUCUAUACGGGAACAGCUUGACUAGACUAAUUCCAGUGACACUUGGCAGCUUAGGCAGGCUUCAGCAAUUGUCUUUGGCAAACAACAGACUAAAAGGAUCUAUUGGGGAUGGCCUAUGUAAAUUGCAGAACUUGGGUAACAUAAAUUUGGGUGAAAAUCAGUUCUCAGGAAUUGUUCCUGAAUGUUUCAGGAAUGUUAAUUCCCUUAGGGGGAUACAACUCAAUUCCAACAGAUUAAGUUCCAUUAUACCAUCAAGCUUAGGUAACCUCAAGGAUCUUCUGCAGCUCGACUUAUCGUCUAACAACAUGAGUGGUUCCUUACCUGCAGAAAUUGGAAAUCCAAAGGCUGCAAUUCGUAUAGAUCUUUCGAAGAAUCAAUUUUCAAAUGUUAUUCCUAGAGAAAUAGGAGACUUGCAAAAUCUAAUACACCUUUCUUUGACACAAAACAAGCUGCAAGGAUCUAUACCUGACUCAAUUGGUAGCAUACCAAGUUUGGAAUUUCUAGACCUCUCGAAUAACAAUCUAUCUGGAUCAAUUCCAAUGUCCUUGGAGAAUCUUCGGUAUCUCAACUAUUUCAAUGUUUCCAUUAACAGAUACCAUGGUGAAAUUCCCUCUAGUGGUCCUUUCAAGAACCUUUCUAGCUAG